Fusarium musae is the source of this 795-nucleotide messenger RNA. RefSeq lists its product as uncharacterized. The record is from RefSeq and is a predicted model, not a curated record. The transcript has 2 exons. The coding region runs from base 1 to 795 and encodes 264 amino acids. NCBI's taxonomy places the organism in Eukaryota, Fungi, Ascomycota, Sordariomycetes, Hypocreales, Nectriaceae. Gene Ontology annotation, cellular component: small-subunit processome; nucleolus. Gene Ontology annotation, biological process: rRNA processing.
AUGUCGUCUAUGCGAAAUGCCGUGGCGCGACGCCCUCACAGAGAGCGUGCGCAGCCCUUGGAACGUCGAAGACUCGGUCUUCUCGAGAAGCACAAGGAUUACUCGCUUCGAGCCAAGGACUUCAACAAGAAGAAGGCGCAGCUCAAGAAUCUCAAAGAAAAAGCGGCCGAGCGAAACGAGGAUGAAUUCUACUUUGGUAUGAUGUCCCGAAAGGGACCGGGCUCCAGGAUUCAAGAUGGCAAGCGAUGGAGCGGAACGGUUGAGGGCGAUCGAGGAAACAAGGCGAUGGAUGUUGAGACCGUGCGGCUUUUGAAGACGCAGGAUAUCGGAUACAUUCGGACGAUGCGACAGGUUGUUGCGAAGGAGGUCGCGAGACUGGAAGAGCAGGUUGUUCUGACACGAGGUUUCGACAAGCUUGACGAGGAUGAGGACGAUGAGGACGAGGGCAGCGACUCGGAAUUCGACUUUGCGACCGCCCCGUCAAGACCCAAAGAGCCCCGAAAGAUUGUAUUCAUGGACGACGAAGAGCAGCGUGAGGAAACAAUACUGGAUCUCGAGGACGAAGAUGACGCCGAGAAGACCGACGAUGAAAAGAAGAAGGAGGAAGAUUUCGAGCGCGCAAAGGCCCUCCGCCGCCUCCGUCGCCAAUUGGAGAAUGCACGAAAGAAGCUCAAGGCCUUGACAGACGCAGAGGGCGAACUAGAGAUCCAACGGGCAAAGAUGGCAAAGACAGCGACAUCGGGAGGAACGACACGCAAGGGAAAGAAGAUCAUGGUGCGGACACGGAAGCGAUAA